Messenger RNA from Cryptococcus deneoformans JEC21, 690 nucleotides. RefSeq names its product co-chaperone, putative. Bases 114 to 473 code for a protein of 119 amino acids. NCBI's taxonomy places the organism in Eukaryota, Fungi, Basidiomycota, Tremellomycetes, Tremellales, Cryptococcaceae. Gene Ontology annotation, biological process: post-chaperonin tubulin folding pathway; tubulin complex assembly. The transcript is spliced from 3 exons. Gene Ontology annotation, molecular function: beta-tubulin binding. The record is from RefSeq and is a predicted model, not a curated record. Gene Ontology annotation, cellular component: microtubule cytoskeleton; cytosol.
GGAAGCUCAACGAGUGACGACGUCGCAAUUGCUGUAGCUGGAGAAGAUACCGAUCCUGCUCAAGGAAAUAGAAACGACAAAAUCACAUUGCUCCAGUAAGGUAUCAUCUUAAUAUGCCUGACGAAACCUCUCAAACUCUCCGCCAACUCAAGAUUAAAACCGGUGUCGUCAAACGCCUCCACAAAGAAGAAUCCAGCUAUAUUCAGGAAGUCGAAGAUCAGCAGAAGGUCGUAGAGAAGCUCAAAGCGGAUGGUGCUGACGGUGCCGACAUACGGGCAGCUGAGCGGGUACUGAAAGAUUCAGAAAUGAUGGUACCUCGCACAAGAAGGUCAUUAGAGGAAGCCUUCCAAGCACUUGAAGAUCUAGUGAAUGCCCUUGGAUCGGAUGAAUCCAUCGCCGGUACUCAAGAAUUCAGAGAAGCUUUUAGUCAGCUGCAGCAAGUUGAGGUGGACUGGAAAACCGACGGGAACUAAAUUCUCUUUUCUUCCAAAGUCCUUCUCGUCAUCAAAUCCAUAUUAUAUAACGGUUCAUGUUUGGAUACCGAUAGUGCUCAUAUGAUAUGUGCGCAUAAACAUAGUCUAUUGCCUUCAAUAAUCGGCUGCGAUACCCGAGAGCUGUCAAGAAGCGGAGGAAACAAUUUUAAUGUCCAAAAGUAACCCAUCAAAAUGGCAUGAAGUUCAUCAUAAAAUC